Messenger RNA from Botrytis deweyae, 1140 nucleotides. RefSeq lists its product as uncharacterized. The record is from RefSeq and is a predicted model, not a curated record. Lineage: Eukaryota; Fungi; Ascomycota; Leotiomycetes; Helotiales; Sclerotiniaceae. The transcript is spliced from 3 exons. The coding region runs from base 1 to 1140 and encodes 379 amino acids.
AUGGCAUCUACAUCUCUGAACUCAUUACCUGAUGGCAUCGACCCCUCUUAUGGAGGGCUGAAGCUUACUAUCUUCACUUGCAUCCUAUUGGUUGUCGUGUCUCUUUGUGUCUCUCUUCGAUUUUAUACUCGACGGUUAGUAAAAGCACCUUGGGCAUUGGAUGAUGUCUUGGUAUUUGCAGCUCUUGUAUUUCAAACUGCCUUGGCUGCUAUAUUGUUCGACGCAUUGAGAACUGCUGGAUUGGGUUACCAUACAUCCUAUCUCGAAUUUACGGCUCCUUGGAAGGUGCAAAGAUGGGGAAAGGAACUUUUUGCUGGGACGGUAGUGUAUCUACUUUGCGCUACAGCCCCAAAAUACGCAAUUUUGCUCCUAUAUAAACGCCUGUUUAUCAUAAAUAAGGUUCGGAUAUGUGUUUAUGCGUUGAUGGCAACGUUGGUUGUUUACACGAUAGUGAUGAUUGUAGUGGCACUUGCAGCCUGCAGGCCAUUUGCGGCAAACUUCGACCCUACAAUACCUGGCGCUAAAUGUAUCAACAAGGAGGAUUUGUACCGAUGGGGUCCAAUCGUAAAUAUUGCCACUGAUAUUGCCAUGCUUAUACUACCGAUGCCUAUAAUAUGGAACUUGCACACCACCCGUCGCUUGAAAUUGGGAUUGACUCUCACAUUCCUGACGGGGAGUCUGGGCCUCAUCAUCUCGAUCAUACGUAUUCCGAUAUUCUUCCAAGCAAACUCAUUCACAGAUGGAACAUACACCGGCGCGGAGUUAAUGAUAUGGACUCAACUAGAGACGGCGUGCUAUUUGAUUUCCGCGUGCCUAAUGACACUACGCCCAUUACUUGAGAAAGUUGGACAUUCAAGAAUUGUACAAACAAUCAAAGGCAGCCGACCUGGAGAAGCUGCACGUGGAGUCUUCAAUUCACCCAAGCCUAGCGAUGGCAGGAGCGGAGAAAACAAAGCGUUUGAUCUAAAGUUACAAUCCCUGCAACCAUCCCAUCAGGUUAGGAUCCAUGCUCAAGGAUUUCAUCGUCUGAACAACAGUGCGGUGGAUAUUGAAAGCAACGAGAUACUGGUUCGAACCGACGUAAUGCAGAGAGAUGAAAGUACGCAUGGAUCUAUAACACAGAGUUCAUUCAAUGGCUGA